This is a messenger RNA of Pyricularia oryzae 70-15, 900 nucleotides long. RefSeq lists its product as uncharacterized. The transcript has 2 exons. The record is from RefSeq and is a predicted model, not a curated record. Lineage: Eukaryota; Fungi; Ascomycota; Sordariomycetes; Magnaporthales; Pyriculariaceae. Bases 1 to 900 code for a protein of 299 amino acids.
AUGGAUGCAUCACAGCUUGAGGCUGGUUUGCCCACCGCAAACCAGGAAAAACGGUCCCUAGCGGCAGCCUACUCGCCCAAGACAGCCCAUAACGAGCCACAGCCCCAGCAUCGCAGGAAGAUGCAGUCUUCAAGGCGUGUUAUUCUCGCCAUACUGGCCUUGGUACUCGUCACUCUGGGAGUGGCAUCGGCAGUACCAGCACGGUCAUGGGGUCACGGGCCUUGCGACGCUCAGGAAGUUGAGGGCGUUCACGUUCAGCCCGAAGGAGGCAAUGAGGAGUCAGGCAGCUUUCCGUGCCUGUUGAACGCCGUAUCGAGCGAGGCUCUGCACGAUGUUCUGCACCGGUACUUUCCCAAUCGUUUCAAGGAUGGCAUCUAUGAGUCCGAUAAGAAUGCCAUGGAGGCUGUCCACCGCGAAGACGCCUCUCUUGCAACAUCCUUGGUGAAGAUCGCCAAGCGUCAAGGUGGUGGCGGCAACAACACCACCUCUGCCGCGCCGACGACCCCGCAGCCGCCGCCUUCGACCACCAGACCAGCUCCCACGACUCCUACCACCACUUCAGCUGAGACUACCCCGACAAGCCAACCACCUACGACCGGGCCUGCUCCUACCACUCCCUCGACACGGCAAACCACUCCCAGCACAACCGCACCUACAAGCACGUCUUCUACCACGCGUGUGCGGUCCUCGAGGCCUGUAACAUCCACCUUCACGUCGACUGCCUCUAAUGGUGGACUGGUCAUUGUUACCCAGACCUCCUUUGUAGACGCCGACCCGGGCGAGCCUACUGGCACCAACCCCGGUGGGAGCUUGCAGACCAACGCGGCGGUGCCGCGCGCUCGCAACAUUGCUGUAGAGGCUUUCGCCGGUGUCUUGCUGGGCGGUUUGAUUCUCGUAUAA